AGACACAAUGAACCGUCAGUCUGUGAGGGGGCGCGUGUUUGCUGGAGGACUUUAGCCUAGUUGUUUUUUACGUUAAGUCGCCACUAAGUUGUGUUUUAUGGUAUUUAUUUGAUCUUUUUUCCAACUCUGGUCCCGCUGUAUGGCGAUAACAAAGCUCGAUUGGACGCGGUUCUUUCGUUGAAUUUCAUGAAAACGAGGUCGAGCUAAGCCCCUCUUGUUGGAUACACGAGUAUUUUAGCGAUUAAAAACUGGGAUUCAGCAAUGUCCUUUUCUGCUUCGUCUGAUUACUUUGCCGCUGAGUGUUUGGUGUCGAUAUCUAGCGGGCCGGUACUGCACAGACCGACCCCGGUGGCUCCCAGUGGCCAGGCCGCCGUGGUGGGCCCUCUACCCGGGGACGAGGGGUCGAGCGAGGACAGGGAAGUGCGCGACACGCUUCGUCUGGAGGGGGCAAGCAUCAUGGCUGUAGCGGGCAUUCUCACCGAUCUACACGACAAGUUUCGCCCCAUGUCGGCCUACUCCGAGAGCAGCAACUCCUCGUGUGGAGGCGAGAGCGGCUACACCACGUUGUCCGAUCCGACCACCCCUACCAUGACCCCCUCCGCCACCCCGGUUCCUGGACAGCAGCACCCACCACGGGGGGUGGGGACAGUAGGCGUAGGGGCCCCGCGGUCCCCGGUCAAGCGCCACCAGUGCACUUACGAGGGAUGCGACAGGGUUUACGGAAAGUCGUCCCACCUGAAGGCGCACAUCCGGACCCACACAGGGGAGAGGCCCUUCCCGUGCACCUGGCCCGACUGUGAGAAGAAGUUUGCUCGCUCAGAUGAGCUCGCCCGCCACACACGCACUCACACCGGGGAGAAGCGCUUUCAGUGCCCGCUCUGUGACAAGAGGUUCAUGCGCAGUGACCACCUGAUCAAGCACGCCCGCCGCCACCCCGACUUCCAACCUGCCAUGCUGGGACGCAACAAGGGACCGGCAUCACUGCAUUAGGAGCGCCCGCCAGCUUCAAUCAGACCAGUGUAAAGGGUUGGCCUCGUGCUAUGUUGCAAUAGAGUUGUGCACAUAUAUUUACAUACACAGUGCUAAUAAUUUGAAGGGAGCUCCUUCACUCCACACAGUCAGGUGACCACUGUAGGGUUGUUAUUGGAUGCAAUUUAGUAAAUGUAUGAAUUGUGCUUUUAGAUACUCUUGACUUUGAGAAAGUUGGGGCUGUGUGUUGCACUUCGGUUUCUCAAUAUAUAAGGAGGAAUGUGUAUUAAAAUAUUAUGACAAUUACAUUCCUUAGCAUCAAUUACACAUUUAAGGGACAGCAUUGUUAAUUUUAAUGACAAAUUGACAAAGUGAAGUCUAAAUGUAAUUUUUUGUUUUUGUUUACAUUGCUUAAAAUAGUUUGCCAUGUAUACAAAGGAACACCUCAAAUUUAAAUGAAUUGAAUUUUAACCAAAAACACAUCGUACCUCACCAAUUUUAAGUGGCCCACUUGUUCUCAAAACAACCUUUUGUUUCAUUAGUUUGAAAACGAGAGUUGAGAGCAAAUAAUUAUGUAUAUUUUACUCUAAAAGCCAAUCGUUUCCAUAGUGCAAAGUUUUGUAAACAAAACGAGGAGAAAAAGUUGUUUUACAUUCACAGCCAUUUUUUUUAGUUUUUGAGUUUAAAUGUAGAUGGAUGUAGUUGCAUCUAUUUCCAUUUAUUUACUAGGUAUAGCAUAUUUGUGAUGAUAGCUAUUAGCUGGAGAGACAAUUAGAGGCUUUUAUUUUUAGCUUUUUUGUUUUGUUUUUAUGGCUUUCCAAGGCAUGUAUUCAUUUUAGUGGUUCUACAUUCCUUUAUAACAUAUUGCAUUUUUUUUCUUGUAUUCAUAAUUUAGCAGACAUUACUUUUUGCCUGAAAUGUUGAUCAAAUGUCACCGUAGAGGAGCUGUUUGCACACCAGUUUGAGUUGGUCCAGACAGUUAUCUGCUACUCACACAUAAUACACGUAGUAUUAUGUCUAAUACUGAUGCAAAUGUAUAUAAGCUUUAAGCUUUUAAUGUAGAGGAGUUGUAAUGCUACUAGCAGCAGAAUAAUACGUGAUGAAUAAUUGUAGUCCUUAUAUUAGGGGUGACCGUAUAUGAUAGGAAGGCUUUGCCUGUGCGUGUUGGCGUGUCUUUUAAUUUGAAUACUUAAUAGCCAGUCUCAAGAGUACUGUGUAUGUGAUGUUGUAUGGUCUUCUAAGUAUUUCUGGAGAAAAAUCCUGCAGCCUUCUGACCCAAUGUAAACCUUGCAGCGGGACACGUAUCAGGAUCAGGUGAAUGCGCCAGGUGUUUCUUUACAUAGUUUGUUAUUCAGCUCAAGAGUCUUAUGUUUAGCCGUUGUCACUUGUUUAUCUGCAAUGAACUUUUCCGGAAAAACACAUGAAAUACAUGAAAGAUUAUAUAAUCUAAUUUGGGAAAAGGAUCAUGCACAUGGCCUUUACAUUUGUCUGAUGUGGGACUGUCUAAUAUUUCUACAAACUGCAGUUUAUGCAGUUACAGCAAAAACAAGACCCCUUUUGUUACAAAUGGGUCCACUUAAAAUCAGUUUGUUAUUAGCUUAGGACAAAAUAACUAAACUACAUCUAAACUAAAUUAGCUGUAGUUUAGUUAUUUUAACACCAUCAUACUGUAGAAAUGUUAGAUACCCACAAAUUGGCCAAAACCAUACUUUUUAGUUUUGUAAUUAGAAUUACUGCAAUCAUCCUGAACAAAGAAAGUUUUUAGAAAAAAGUUGUUUUUUUUUAAUACCAUGUCCACACUGAUGGUCCAACACAUGGACGUAUACACUUCUCAGUGAACACUUUCAGGAAACUCGUAAGCCUUAACCUUUGUCAUAUCUACUUUGCACCAACUCUACAGAUGAAUCAAUAUGUAUGGUAUAUAUGCCCUCUCAGGGCAACUCAUUAUGCAAUAUGGCACUUUUUAACUUACAGGUUUAAUAGGCUAAAUUGUGUAAUAGCUUGCACUGUAACUCUGCUACUUUGAGCAAGCACUGUGGAACUGUGUUAAUAACCAAUGGUUUGAAAACUGCCUUUCAUCCAAGUGCUUUACACAGCUUAAGAGGAGUCAUUUUACUUUCGGUAGUCUUGCGUACUUAUCUUUGCCAUCUUGUUGAUUUGUUUACAUUUCUGAUUAUGGAUGUCUUCCUCAAACCACUUUCAUCUCAGUCCACUCUUUAUAGCCAGUUUCUGGUUGGACAAUGUAUGUUUCUUUUUCAGCAGUUCAUUGUGUUGCUGCUGGCAGUAACUUGUGAACUCACGGACUGUUCCACAUCAAAAUGCAUUUCCUCUUUUUAUAUUUAGACAGAAAUAUAUUUGUUCAAAUGGACUGAUCUUCCAUAUCACACAGCUAUAAUCUCAUAACAAUAACAUACCUCAGUCAUUCAUGUUUUAUCAUCUGUACAAAUCCAUCCAACCUUUUCUCCUGAAGUCCAGGAAACCAUAUAACCUUGGAUGUCAGAAGUUCACAACUGUCUGUUGAUGUAAUGUUUAUAUGCAAUUUCACUACUUCUUUGUAGCAACAUUGUCCCUUCAAGCCGCUUGCGUUGGUGUUGGGACAAGAUUACUGGAAAAUGGCAUCAGCAGCCACUACAGCAGGGCCUAUUCAGCAUAUUCACCAUAGACGAGCUCAGUCCAAAUGUGUUCAUAUCACUCAAUGUGGAUGAUUCCACAUAAAGUUUGCUGCACUGCCUCGCUAAGAGACACCACCACACUAAAUCUGAUAUGCACACUGUACAGAAGCAAAUGUUUUUAAAUUGAUGUCUCAUUUUAACAUUAAAUUGUGAUUCCUCUGAUCAAAGCUUUAGUUAAAGUAAAUACGAAGAGGACUGGAACUAAAUUGCUGCGACAAGCUGUUUUUGAUAUUUAUAUUCUCAGGUGUCUUAAAAAAAUAAAGCAUUGGAGUUUCAAUAUUUCCAAUGCAACACCGAAGUACAAGCUGUUUUCUUUUCUUUUUUUUUUCUCUGAUUUAAUUUAUUACAAAAAUAUCAUUGUGUGGUUUAAAUAUUCUUUUUUCAUAACUCCUUUUGUGAGAUGGAACAUGACUAAUAUUCGUUCCGUUUUUGCUUGACAUGAAAUACUAGUGCUUUUGUAAAUAAACUCCUACAAAUAAAUG
Molecule: messenger RNA, 4123 nt
Organism: Periophthalmus magnuspinnatus
Lineage: Eukaryota; Metazoa; Chordata; Actinopteri; Gobiiformes; Gobiidae
Exons: 2
Coding region: 262-990 (242 amino acids)
Biological process (GO): regulation of transcription by RNA polymerase II
Molecular function (GO): RNA polymerase II cis-regulatory region sequence-specific DNA binding; DNA-binding transcription factor activity, RNA polymerase II-specific
Source: RefSeq, a predicted model, not a curated record